Messenger RNA from Pundamilia nyererei, 302 nucleotides. Its product is annotated as cytochrome P450 4B1-like. The record is from RefSeq and is a predicted model, not a curated record. Gene Ontology annotation, molecular function: iron ion binding; heme binding; monooxygenase activity. Lineage: Eukaryota; Metazoa; Chordata; Actinopteri; Cichliformes; Cichlidae. The transcript has 3 exons. The annotation marks the transcript as partial.
CAAAUGCAUACAUCAAAGCAGUUUAUGACCUCAGUUUUCUAAUUGACCUUCGGCUCAGAAUGUUUCCGUACCACAGUGACCUCAUUUUCCACCUUAGCCCACAUGGUUUCAGAUACAGAAAAGCACGUCAGGUGACCCUCAGUCAUACAGAGGAAGUUAUAAGAAAGAGGCGAGAAGCACUAAAGGAAGAGAAGGAGCUUGGACAAAUACAGGCAAAGAGAUAUUUGGACUUUCUGGACAUCCUUCUCUUUGCAAGAGAUGAGAACCAGCAGGGUCUGUCAGAUGAAGAUAUGCGGGCAGAA